AAGAUGACUUUGCAUUUCAUCCUUUCGGAUCGAUAAAAAUGUACCAGUUGCGCACUGGAUUCAAUGUAAUCAACAAACCUCACUUCUCUGAAGUAGCUGGCCUUGUGCCAAAAUUAGAAAGAAUUAUAAGUUUAUAUAUUUCGACUCUCCUUCUUAUAGAAGGAUAAAAGAAAAAAAAAGAAAAAUAAGAAAGAAUAAAAAGAAGAAACUCGAAGAAAACAAAACAAUAGAAUGAAUGAUGAAGAAAAUUUAAAACAAGAAUGAAUAAGAAAUUGAAAAUGAUGAUGAUACUAGGAAUAACUUGAAGAUAGAAUCAAAAGAAGAAUUAAACAAGGAAACUGCAAUAGCUGCAUUUCUUGUAGUAGUAGUAGUAGUAGUAGUAGUAGUAGUAGUAGUAGUAGUGGUAGUAGUAAAAAGACGAAGAAGAAGAAGAAGAAGAAGAAGAAGAAGAAGAAGAAGAAGAAGAAGAAGCAGCAGCGUGGAUGAUGAUGCUAAAGACGAUUAGAAAUGCUAUGAAGAAUGAAGAAGAAAAGAAGAAUGAAAACAAACGGCAGAAGACCGAGAACAGGAAGAAUGAAACAAACAAAUAAGAAUAAUAAAAAGAAGUCGUCUGAGGAAAAGGACGGGAAGAAGAAGAAGAAAGAUGCAGAGGAGAAAAGAAAAGACAAAAUGAAAGAAAAAGACUAAGUUGAAAGGGUGGAAGGGAGAGUGGGCUAGAAAACAAUCGGAAAAAGAAGAUAAGAAGUGAUAGGAAGUAGGCACCACUAACACCGCCAAAAACAGAAGUAUUGAAUUAUUCCUUACCAGCACAUACACACAAAUUGUUUUUGGGAAAACUACAUAUGGAAAGGCAUUCUGUGAAGUAUAGAAGAUAUCCCUCCUCAGCAAUUGUUAUCACACGAGAGUUUUACUACAGCAGCAGAUGAGGAUAUUCAUGGCUUCCGUCGUGCGAUAAAAACAAGUGCCAACCGGCAUUAUCAUUAACUUCGUCUAUUUUCUUUCUUCAAUACUUCUUCAUCUGUGGCGAUUAAUUCAUCUUGAACUUGGACAUGAAGCUGAACAUUUGGUCAGACCUCUGCUGGUUCAUUGUAAUACUUGCAUUAAAUUUGCACCUUAUUGAAGGAUAUAAGGAUCAACAAAUAGAACUGUUAAUCAAAGCCAAGAUGAAAUGUAACGAAUUAAUGCAGAAGCAUGAGUAUCCAACUUCGGGUAUAUUCUGUAACAUUACCUUCGACAAUGUUCUAUGCUGGAAUUACACAAGUGCCGGGAGCCUAGCCAGGCAACGCUGUCCCACGUACAUCCACAAGUUCACGGAUAAGAGAUUUGCUACAAGACUUUGUUUACUCAAUGGAAAUUGGAGCCCGAGAGAUGGAUCCGAUGGCAACAUCACAAAAGGUUGGACGAACUUUUCUGAAUGCUUCGACAGAAGUGGAGAGGUGCCUACGUUUGUAAGGGAACACAUGCAAACCUGGCGGAUUAUCUACAAUGUCGGAUACAGCACAUCGCUAUUUUCUUUGCUUGUUGCAAUAUUUAUUAUGAUAUACUUCAGGAAGUUACAUAAUCAUCGCAACACCAUCCACAACAACCUGUUCAUCUCAUUCAUAUUGCGCGCCACUGUUUGUCUUUUAAGAGACAAUUUGUUUAUUCAAGGUGUAGCCUUUGAAUCGGAUUUGGUUAAAAACGAAGACGGACACUUCUAUUUCAACGAAAAUAUUACACAUUGGCAGUGCAAAUUGUUUUACACUUUCUUCUAUUACUCACUACUGGCCAACUACACUUGGAUCUUGGUCGAAGGGCUGUACAUCCAUGCUUUACUCUUCUGGUCUGUAUUCAAUAAGAAACAUAACUUUUACUGUUAUAUUUCAUUUGGAUGGCUUUCCCCGUUUUUCUUUCUGGUUCCAUGGAUUAUUGUCAGAAUCGUGUAUGAAAAUUAUUUCUGCUGGAAUACUCACCCGACGUCAUCAUACUGGAUAUUUCGUUCAGCCAUUAUGGCUUCUAUAAUAGUAAACUUUAUAUUUUAUAUAAAUAUCAUCCGAAUGAUUUUCCAGAAGAUUUACGUAAAUGCCCGACCACAGAUCUCUCAGUAUACACGUUUGGCCAAGUCAACAUUAAUACUCAUUCCACUGUUUGGUGUGCAUUACAUCAUCACAUUGCUUAUUCCAGAGAAGGGUGUCAGCGAUCUCACUAAAAUUGCUAAACUAUACCUUGAUCACAUCUUUAGCUCUUUCCAAGGACUAAUGGUUGCUAUUUUGUUUUGUUUCCUGAAUGAGGAGGUUCAAACUGAAAUCAAGAUGGCCUGGAAACAGAAAAUAGAAAGAAAAAAUUUCCUCCGCUCAAGGACAAUCACAACAUUUUCGUCACUGACUAGAGAACGACAAACAGAUAUUGCCACAAACGACAGCGCCAGAUGCAGUAUACACUCCGAAACACAAUCUCCAAACGUAGGUUUGGAUUGCGCUACAAGUUGGGGAGAACAAUCUUCUACGAAUACCGUCGGAAAUCAAUAUUUAGUCUCCGACGAAGUGGGAAUCAGACGAUCAGAAACAAGUGAAACAUAUGUUUCAAGAAAAGACACAGAAGCUAUGCGUUUAUCUCCAAAAGUUUCACAGAAAUGACUUCAAUUAGAAACCGAACCCUAGACGUUGGCCUAAAUAGUUUCUCGGUCAUUCUUAAUUGCUCGUUUUAGAGAUUGCCAAAUUCUUAUCUUUCCAUUUUUAUUUGGUUAUCAUUUUCCAUUUAUGUCUAUAUAUGCAUUCAUUCUCCAAUUUUUAGUUUUCCUUGUUAAAUAUUUUUCGGUUAAAUGCAAAAUUAAAUUAUAAGUUCUAAAAUAUCUAUGCAGUUCUAGACUUAUGGCGAUAAUUAUAAUUUCUGAAUUGCUAUAACGGUUUAAAGUUAUGAUCGAAUGAAUAGGAAUUUUUAAAGAUUACGUAACUCUCGAGGAUUUACGUUAGUAAUUCAGAGAGAAUGCUGAAUAGAAGAAUUGGUAGAACGCUAAACAAAAGUUGUUUCUUUUUUAUUUUUACAUUCUAGUUUCAAUUUUUAGCGAGUCAGUAUUGUAUCUAUAGAGUGGUGACAAAAAAACUAUUGUUAUUCCGUUAUACUUCCUUACGUUCUGAGUUCAAAUUGAGAUCGACUUUCCCUUGCAUCUCAGAGAUCGGUAGUGGAAGAGCCAGUAAUAUACUAAUAGUGAGCCGAUUAAAUUUGUGAGCUACUGUUAAAUUCAGAAAGGAACAGAGUAAAUCAAAUAUCUUAGUGCUGGGUAACCGUGUUAAUGAUUUUCCUUUACAAUCACGCAGUUUCGGGUUUCCCCUCAGUGCAUGACACCAUGAGCAACGUCAGGUGAAUUCAAUCUUUUGAGUAUAAUUAAGCAGACGGAAUCACCUCCUCUCUUUCACAAAUACUUUUCAACGCCUCUCGCCAUAAUUUUGCUAAAUUAAAUAUAUCAUAUGCACACACACACACACACACACACACACACACACACACACACACACACACACACACACACACACACACACACACACACACAUACACUCGCACACGCACACACACACACACACACACACACACAUAUAUAUAUGUAUGAGCAGCCACAUACACUCUUUAACUUAAACUAUUAUGCACACUCCCACACCCACACAAGUACAUGAUACCUGAACACAGACAAUAUAUAUACACACACACGAAACGCAUUAACACAUGUAAUAUACAUAGACAAAAAUAACUUUUCAAACAUCAAACAUCAUACACAUGCACAUUGUUUGGUCACAGACAUACACACACAUGUGCACACACCACGUGAAAAAAGCACACGUAAACUGCUACACACACACACACACGUUACACAAACAUACGCACACACACUUACAUAUGUCAGAGUCACUCACACCUAUUCCCACCUACACACUUACACACUCACACACACAAUUCUCACAUAGAUACACACGCACGCGUACUUCCUAUUGUUGGGACCACUAGCACUAUUAUUAUCUACCUUUCAUUCUACCUCUUUUUUAUUAUUAUCUCCCUUUCUUUCAACCUCUUUUUUCCCAAUCAUUCGCCAUGCUAGACCGCUAAGCUCUACACGCUUUUUUCUUUCUCUCUCAGUUGAUCUCCUCUUAUUAUUUUCUGUUGAAGAGCGUAGGCUCGAAAUGUAAAAAAACAUUUUCAUUUUUCCUGAGCGUCAAGCUAAUAUACUUGAUUGUUGUUCAUACACCUGUUUUCGUCUUUUGUUUUUCUAUAAAU
Molecule: messenger RNA, 4245 nt
Organism: Octopus bimaculoides (California two-spot octopus)
Lineage: Eukaryota; Metazoa; Mollusca; Cephalopoda; Octopoda; Octopodidae
Product: secretin receptor
Biological process (GO): cell surface receptor signaling pathway; adenylate cyclase-modulating G protein-coupled receptor signaling pathway
Cellular component (GO): plasma membrane
Molecular function (GO): G protein-coupled peptide receptor activity; peptide hormone binding
Source: RefSeq, a predicted model, not a curated record